AUGAUUACACCAGCUCCAGACCUAAAAACUCGAAUAGUAGAGCGCGAUUUCGAUGCGGCCAGUUACGUCCAUGGCCUUAUUACUAGUUUAGGAAGCGAUGUUUCCAGCUACGUAGCAUCGGGCGUGCCCCAAUUCUUUCAAGACUUCCCUAGUGGCACAGCCGUAGAAAGUUCUCUGGGGAUAAACAGCUCAGAUCUUGCCGCAACGCCAACUCAAGUUCUAAAUCUUCCGGCCUAUGCCAAUUGGACCGAGCAAGGAUGGAACGUUAGGAUACAUGGCAAUGUCUACAAGCAGCCCAAUAUCUCGGAGUCAAAGCUCAAUGACUUGGCCAAUGUAUUCCUAGUUGGUACAGAUAUUGAGGAGUUGUCAUUGCCGGAACAAACGCAGGCGAGGAAUAUGACGGCUUCCAUCUUCGUCGUUCAGCAAAGGGAUGUGAAUGUCACUAUGAACUUCGAGAACGACGUCGAUAUCCGCCCUGAUGCAAGCGGCGGCGUCAUAAAUGCUGAAGGUGGUGCUCAAACCCUCAAGCUUCCGUACCCGACGACUGAUGAGGGCGACUUCGAUGCAUUGGUCCUCCUUCAGAAUACAACAGGUCCCAGUGGUGGACACUUAAUGGCCGGUAACGCUACUUCAUCCAUUCAGGCUCUCAAUAUGUAUACGAACGGGACCAAUUCGGGAAACGCGACCGCCUACCUAGUUCCGCCAGAGGGUUUCACCAUUAUCUCCGAUAUCGACGAUAUUCUCCGUGUCACCAAGAUUUAUGAUCCGAAGGAGGGUCUCCUGAAUUCUUUUGCUCGAGCGUUCACGCCCUGGAUGAACAUGCCGGAAAUAUACGCCAAUUGGUCCGCUACCAUACCAAAUUUCCACUUUCAUUACCUCACUACAACACCGGAACAGGUGACGAGAAACUAUAUGGAUUUCAUCUUCAAGACAUACCCCCUAGGCUCAUUCGACACGCGACCCCUCAACUUCUCAGACGUUUCGGCAACAUUAUCAAUCCGCAAAGCGCUGCUAGACAAGAUCUUCCAGACAUUCCCGCAGCGUAAAUUCGUCCUCAUUGCCGAUACAUCCAAUUCGGAUGUCAUGAAGGAUUACCCGCAGAUGGUAAAAGACUACCCGGGCCAGGUCCAGUGCAUCUUUCUACGCAACACCACCGCCACGGACAGUUCGGACCUGUUUCCGUACGAUACGAAGGGCUUCGAGGGCAUUGACCAGAAGCAGUACAUGUUCUUCUUAACUCCUGACGACCUGAAAGGAGUAGAUAUUGUUGGCGGAAAUUGCUAUAAUCCAGCUGUCAUUCAGAACGUGACGUACGGGUAUCAAGGUCGCGGAUUUGGAAAUGCCGGCUCUUCCUCCGUCCGUUGGAGCUGGAGUUUAAGUUGGCUACCAGUUAUGGCAGUGCUUUGCUUGUCUCUCUAA
This is a messenger RNA of Annulohypoxylon truncatum, 1419 nucleotides long. RefSeq lists its product as uncharacterized. Gene Ontology annotation, molecular function: phosphatidate phosphatase activity. NCBI's taxonomy places the organism in Eukaryota, Fungi, Ascomycota, Sordariomycetes, Xylariales, Hypoxylaceae. Gene Ontology annotation, cellular component: actin cortical patch. The record is from RefSeq and is a predicted model, not a curated record. The transcript has 4 exons. Bases 1 to 1419 code for a protein of 472 amino acids.